This is a messenger RNA of Prorocentrum cordatum, 385 nucleotides long. Lineage: Eukaryota; Dinophyceae; Prorocentrales; Prorocentraceae. The record is from the annotation of a GenBank genome assembly.
UACCGCGAUGGGUGACGAAGACUCGGUCGACUGGGGCGACUCGGACAAAGAGUGCGAUCUUGACGUCAACGGCAGCAGCUCCGUGCACCCCGAGGCGGCCUCGGCGGUGGCCCCGAAGGAGGCCGAGGGGCGCAGGGAUGUGGCCUCAGAUCCCGCCGCGGCGCCCUCCUCGCCGCCUCUCCGUGAAGAGCGCGCACCGAAGCCCAAGAAGGCACCACGGCCUCUCCGCCGCGCGGCCGACGAAGGCGCCGCCGGCGAGGGCGGUGGUGGCCCCUCGACGCCAGCGCCGGCCCCGCAGCCUCCGGGCCUCCCGCCCCGCGGCCCUUCAGCCCAGCAGCCUCCAGAGGCAGACGCCGACGAGGCCGAGCGCAAGGGGAAGCGCGCC